Orycteropus afer afer is the source of this 1740-nucleotide messenger RNA. RefSeq names its product aconitate decarboxylase 1 (gene ACOD1). The record is from RefSeq and is a predicted model, not a curated record. NCBI's taxonomy places the organism in Eukaryota, Metazoa, Chordata, Mammalia, Tubulidentata, Orycteropodidae. Gene Ontology annotation, molecular function: lyase activity.
AUGUCUGACAGACUACUGAAGACAACCACAGAUCCCUUUCAGUCAAACUUCAUACUAGUACUGAAGAGGAAGAGGAACAUCUACCACAGCCAGAGUGAUCUUGAAGUCAAUGGUCAUGUUCCAACACCAAUAGCCAAUCUGAUGAAUGUGGAACUUAGAAAUAUGAAAGAACAAUCAGAAUCACAUGAUUACACUGAUGACACAUUUCAAUUUGGACUAGCCACAUUUCAAGAGCUCAACAGCCACAUGUGGCAAGUAGCUACCACAGUGGACUUCACUGCUCUAGAAAACUUAAGAAUCACCCAAUCUGUCACAGAAAGCUUUGCCAAACUGAUCCAUGGCUUGAACGUGGCGCACCUGACAGAUCGUGUUAUUCAGAGGAGCAAGAGGAUGAUUCUGGAUACUCUGGGCGUUGGACUCCUGGGAACCAGUACAGAGGUGUUUCACAAAGCCAACCAGUAUAGUAAAAUCUACACUUCCAACAUAUCCAGCAUUGUUUGGGGCCAGUCGGACGUCAGGCUUCCACCCACAUAUGCUGCUUUUGUUAAUGGUGUAGCUAUUCACUCAAUGGAUUUUGAUGACACCUGGCAUCCUGCCACUCACCCUUCUGGAGCUGUCCUUCCUGUCCUCACAGCUUUAUCAGAAGCCCUGCCACAAAAUCCAAAGUUCUCUGGUCUUGACCUGCUGCUGGCUUUCAAUGUUGGUAUUGAAGUGCAAGGUCAAUUAAUGCAUUUCUCCAAGGAAGCCAAUGACAUACCAAAGAGAUUCCAUCCACCCUCAGUGGUCGGAACUUUGGGUAGUGCUGCUGCUGCAUCCAAGUUUUUAGGGCUCAACUUGACCAAGUGCCGAGAGGCCCUGGCUAUUGCUGUUUCCCAUGCUGGGGCACCCAUAGCCAAUGCUGCCACUCAGACCAAGCCCCUCCACCUCGGCAAUGCUGCCAGGCAUGGAAUAGAAGCUGCUUUUCUGGCAAUGCUGGGUCUCCAAGGAAACAAGAAAAUCUUGGACAUGGAGGCAGGGUUUGGAGCCUUCUAUGCCAACUACUCCCCCAAGGUCCUUUCAAACUUAGAUUCCCACACUUGGCUUCUAGACCAGCAGGAUGUGGCAUUCAAGCGUUUCCCUGCCCACUUGGCGACCCAUUGGGUGGAAGAUGCAGCUGCAUCUGUGAGGAGGCAGCUUGUGACAGGUAGCGCCCCACUUCCUGUUGAUCACAUCCAGAGAAUUGUACUCAUUCCAGAUGUCCAGUAUGUAAACAGGCCCUUCCCAGACUCAGAGCAUGAAGCCCACCACUCCUUCCAGUAUGUGGCCUGUGCCACACUGCUCAAUGGUGGUGUCACUGUCCCAUCAUUCCACAAAUGCCAGAUCAACAGGCCACAGGUGAGACAGCUGCUUAGGAAGGUGGAGCUAGAGUACCCUCCAGACAACCUGCCAAGCUUCAACACACUGUACUGUGAAGUGAGUGUCACCCUCAAGGAUGGAGCCACCUUCACAAAGCGCUCCAAUACCUUCUAUGGUCACUGGAGGAAACCACUGAGCCAGGAGGACCUACAGGAGAAGUUCAGAGCCAAUGCCUCCAUGAUACUGCCCUGUGACAAAGCGGAAAGUCUUAUACAGAUUAUAGAAAAACUGGAAGACAUAGAUGACUGCUCCAUGUUAACCACACUUCUGAAAGAACCCUGUGUACCACAGGAGCCUUCAAAAUCUAUCCAACAUGUAAUAUUUUCAUCCUGCAAUCUUUCCUGA